Molecule: messenger RNA, 1658 nt
Organism: Bombus pascuorum
Lineage: Eukaryota; Metazoa; Arthropoda; Insecta; Hymenoptera; Apidae
Product: epoxide hydrolase 4-like
Exons: 6
Coding region: 406-1611 (401 amino acids)
Molecular function (GO): hydrolase activity
Source: RefSeq, a predicted model, not a curated record
AGGCUUUAGUAAAAUUCAUUUUGACGUUGAACACAGAUCCGAUAAGGAGCUAUACUUCGCUUCUCAUGAUGACCUCUACUCUCAUCUAUAUAGAGAUGAAAACUUUAGUCAGUAAUACAUUGUCAACUUCACUGAAAGCGCGGAAUUUUAUGUAUGACUAACGUCAUAAACGAUAUCGAUUUAUAUCUUUGGAUUAAACUUAAGAAUUAUUUGAUUACCUUCUUCGAUUUGACUAGCACAACACGUAUAUUUCGAAACGUACAUUUGUACAUAAAUAUGUAUACACACAUGUAUACAAAAACUUAAAAGUCAAAUUUGUUUUAGUGCAUAAGUAGAAUAAAAUUAACACGUACAAAUUAAAAAAAAAUCUUCUACUUAUAUUAUUAAUCAUUAUUAUUAAUAAUCAUGAUUACAAAUGAUAAAAUCGUUUAUCUAUCAGUUUUGGAGAUAGUUAAAUUACAUUUUCUUUCUUUUGUAUAUGGAUUGUAUUUAAUAGUGAAAAGAUUUCCUAAGUGGGUCUGGGAUCCUAAGAAGUUUUUUAUGAUGCAACAGCGAGAUAAACCUCCACCUUGUCUUGUGGACAAUAAUUUAGGAACUCAUUCUUACGUAAAAAUUAAGGGUGUAAAAUUCCAUUAUGUAGAAGCCGGAAAUAAAAAUGAUCCACUUAUAUUACUUUUACAUGGAUUUCCUGAUUGUUGGUUAUCUUGGAGAAAACAAAUACCAUGUCUUACUCAACAUUAUAGAGUAAUAGCAAUAGAUUUGAAGGGGUUUGGAGAUAGUGAUAAACCAGCAGCUAAAAGUUGUUACAAGAUACAAGUUCUAAUUGAGGAAUUGAAACAAUUUAUUUUAACUCUUGGAGUAAAGCAAUGCAGUAUAAUCGGUCAUGAUUUAGGAGGACUUUUAGGAUGGUAUAUGGUAGCCCUAUAUGGAGACAUGAUUCAUAAAUUUGUUGCAAUUUCAUGCCCACAUCCUAAUUUGUAUUGGAACGGGAGACCUGGAGAUUCUAUUUUUGAUUUAAAAUGGAUACAUUUUAGUAGAUUACCAUUUUUGCCUGAAAUUGAUGCUCUUAAAGAAGACUUAUCAAUCAUAAAUGACGCAUUUCAACAUCUUCAACUAAAUAAUGCAAACAACGAGAAUGAUUAUGUAGAAGCAUAUAAAUAUGCAUUUAGUAGGAAAGAGGACUGGACAGGUGCAAUCAAUUAUUACAGAAAUCUUCCUUUAAUAAGACUUAAUACAGAUACUCGUGAUCAAAUUUCUACUCGAACCUUGCUUAUAAUUGGAAAUAUGGAUCCAAUUGUAACAAUAGAAAGUGUUGUUCAAAGUUCUGAAUAUGUUGAGAAAUUUAAUGUGAAAGUAAUCUCCGAAGCACAACAUUUUCCACACCAACAAAAACCAGAUACAGUAAAUGAAGCAAUCUUGAAGUUUUUCAUGGGUGCGAUAAAUCAUAUAGAAAAACCAUCAUCUAAAAACAUUAUGUCUUCGUGGUUUGGAUCUCUUGGUAAUACUGUCAAGUAUGGUAACCAUAUGUUUGAUGCUGUCCAUAAAAAAACUAGUGGAGUAGUUAGUGCUUUACCCAGUAAAGUAUUUUAUUUAGGUCAAACUACAAAUUGAAUUAUAUUUUUAUCUAUAUUAAAAUAUAGGACUGAAAUUAUCUAUCA